This is a messenger RNA of Argentina anserina (silverweed cinquefoil), 1606 nucleotides long. Its product is annotated as GABA transporter 1-like. The record is from RefSeq and is a predicted model, not a curated record. The coding region runs from base 88 to 1491 and encodes 467 amino acids. Gene Ontology annotation, biological process: amino acid transmembrane transport. Gene Ontology annotation, molecular function: amino acid transmembrane transporter activity. Gene Ontology annotation, cellular component: membrane. Lineage: Eukaryota; Viridiplantae; Streptophyta; Magnoliopsida; Rosales; Rosaceae. The transcript is spliced from 7 exons.
UAUAAUCUGUUGACACUAGUGAAUUUCUACAACUCUCUAGUUCGUAUAUCGUCGAUCUUCCAAGAACACAACGAGAGAGAGAGAGAGAUGGGAACUGCGGCUGCUCCAUACAUGUUAGAAUUAGCAUCUGAAGGUGAUCAUCAGAAACAAAAUGGUGUCGUGGCCAGCAGUCCUCCGAAAGAGCUCGACGCUGGAGCUCUCUUCGUCCUCAAAUCGCAAGGUUCAUGGCUGCAUGUUGGGUACCACUUGACGACAUCAAUAGUGGCUCCGGUGCUUCUAAGUCUUUCAUUUGCGAUGGCGUUGCUCGGCUGGGUUGGAGGAGUCAUUUGGGUAGCUUUGGCAGGUUUGGUCACCUUCUACUCCUACAAUCUUCUCUCUUUAGUUCUUGAGCACCAAGAAAAGCUUGGCAAUCGACAACUUCGAUUCCGAGACAUGGCCAGAGACAUCUUAGGUCCUGCGUGGGGCAAAUAUUUGAUUGGUCCUCUGCAGUUUUGGAUAUGCUAUGGUGCAGUCAUUGCUUGCACAUUACUUGGAGGCCAGAGCCUAAAGUUCAUUUACUUGCUCUCUAAUCCAGAUGGAAGUCAUGGUACAAUGAAGUUGUACCAGUUUAUAAUUAUGUUCGGAGGCGUCACACUCUUUUUGGCUCAAAUGCCAUCCUUCCAUUCCUUACGGCACAUUAACCUCGUUUCUCUUAUCCUUUGUCUUGCAUACAGCUCCUGCGUCACUGCUGGUUGCAUAUACAUUGGACAUACAAAGAAUGCUCCUAUACAGGACUAUUCCAUAAAAGGAAGCACAAAAGAUCAGUAUUUUGGUAUCUUCAAUGGCAUCUCAAUCAUUGCUACAACAUACGCAAGUGGAAUAAUUCCAGAAAUACAGGCAACUUUAGCACCUCCAGUAAAAGGCAAGAUGUUCAAAGGGCUAUGUGUGUGCUAUAGUGUUAUAGUAACAACCUAUUUCAGUGUGGCAAUGUCUGGAUAUUGGGCGUUUGGCAACCAAGUUAUGGGAACAGUUCUUUCCAACUUCAUGGGUGUUAAGAAGCCUCUACUUCCUACCUGGUUUUUGCUAAUGACCAAUGUCUUCACUCUUCUCCAAGUCUUGGCUGUCACAUUGGUUUACUUGCAACCAACAAAUGAAGUGUUUGAGAAGAAAUUUGCAGAUCCAAAAAUGAAUCAAUUCUCCGGCCGUAAUGUUGUACCACGAUUGAUUCUGCGGUCGCUUACUGUCGUGGUUGCUACAUUUUUCGCUGCGAUGUUACCAUUUUUCGGAGAUAUUAUGGCUUUGUUUGGGGCGUUUGGAUGCAUUCCUCUAGAUUUCAUUUUGCCAAUGAUAUUGUACAAUGUGAGUUUCAAGCCCUCAAAGCAGAGUCUCAUCUUUUGGGUUAACACACUAAUAGCAGGAGUAUCGUUCUUGUUAGUCGGAGUAGGGGCUGUGGCAUCUGUUAGACAAAUAGUUCUUGAUGCUAAAACAUAUCGCCUAUUUGCUAAUAUGUGAAAGAAAAAAAAACCACUCAGAUAUAUUAUUGACCGUCAACAUGCUAUUGUAAACAAUUUGCUGUUGUAAUCACAUAUUACAUAUUGUUUUGCAUAUGUAAUAUAUUUUGGACACA